Messenger RNA from Pelecanus crispus (Dalmatian pelican), 1553 nucleotides. NCBI's taxonomy places the organism in Eukaryota, Metazoa, Chordata, Aves, Pelecaniformes, Pelecanidae. The record is from RefSeq and is a predicted model, not a curated record.
AAACAUUGUACUUUUUGAUAUUUACCCUCUUACCUACCUCUCCCCUCUUCCUUGUCUGGUUCUUUUCCUUUUUUCAUGCCCUCUUCACAGGAAAGAAUGAGUAUGAUCUUCUGGUAAUUGGUGGAGGGUCUGGAGGCCUUGCCUGUGCAAAAGAAGCUGCUCAGUUUGGAAGGAAAGUGGCUGUUUUGGAUUAUGUGGAACCUUCUCCACAAGGAACCAAAUGGGGACUUGGUGGAACUUGCGUGAAUGUUGGCUGCAUUCCUAAAAAGCUUAUGCAUCAAGCAGCCCUUUUAGGGAGUGCCCUUAAAGAUGCCCAACACUAUGGCUGGAAUAUAGCCCAACCUGUUCAUCAUACCUGGUCUGUGAUGGCACAAGCUGUUCAGAAUUAUGUGAAAUCCUUGAACUGGGGACACAGAGUGCAACUACAAGACAAGAAGGUGAAAUAUUUCAACAUGAAAGGGAGUUUUUCUGAUCCACAUACAAUCCGUGGUUUAACAAAAGCAGGUAAAGAGACUAUUGUUACUGCAGAAAAUAUUGUCAUUGCUACUGGAGGAAGACCAAAAUAUCCUACACACAUUGCAGGUGCACUGGAGUAUGGAAUCACAAGUGAUGAUCUAUUCUGGUUAAAAGAAUCUCCUGGAAAAACGUUGGUUGUUGGAGCCAGCUAUGUUUCACUUGAGUGUGCUGGUUUUCUAACAGGCAUUGGAUUGGACACUACAGUCAUGAUGAGAAGUAUCCCACUUCGUGGGUUUGAUCAGCAAAUGGCAUCUUUAGUAACGGAGUACAUGGAAUCUUACGGCACAAAAUUUUUAAAGAGAUGUUUCCCAAACAAAGUUGAAAAAUUGGAGAGCAACAGACUGCAAGUCACCUGGAAAAAUACUGACCUGGGCACAGAAGAAACCGAUUCCUUUGACACAGUGAUGUGGGCAGUAGGCCGAGCCCCUGACACAGAAGCUCUCAAUUUGGAGGCAGUUGGAGUGAAAACUAAUUCUGAAACUGGAAAGAUCAUUGUUGAUGCCAGUGAAGCUACUUCUGUUCCUCACAUUUAUGCAGUUGGAGACAUAACAGAGGGCCGUCCUGAAUUAACACCCACAGCAAUAGCUGCAGGAAAACUCCUGGCUCAGCGUCUUUUUGGCCAGUCUUCAGAAUUGAUGGACUAUGACAAUGUACCUACUACAGUUUUCACUCCCUUGGAAUAUGGCUGUGUUGGACUGUCGGAAGAAGCGGCUGUGCAAUGUUAUGGAUCAGAUAAUAUUGAGGUAUACCACGCGUAUUAUAAACCUUUAGAGUUUACAGUGGCUGAAAGAGAUGCAACUCAGUGCUAUAUGAAAAUGGUGUGCUUACAAGAGAGAGAGCAACGAAUACUUGGCCUUCAUUUCAUUGGACCAAAUGCAGGCGAAGUUAUUCAAGGAUUUGCUCUUGGAAUCAAAUGCGGUGCUACGUAUCCUCAACUAAUGAAGACAAUUGGCAUUCACCCUACCUGUGCUGAAGAAAUUACCAAGUUGCACAUUACAAAGCGUUCUGGCUUGGAUGCAACAGUCACAGGCUGCUGA